AUGAAUAAAGAAUUAUUAAUCUAUAUUGGAUCUCAGUUAUCACAUGUACGCAUAUAUCCAUUAUUUGAUAUGUGUCAUUAUUUAUUAACUGCUUUACAAGUACGAGAUGAUAUACAACAAUAUCAAACAGCCACACAAAAUUUUACACGUCGUCAUCCAUUAUCAUGUUGGAUAUCAACAAUGUUACUCUGUUUUUCCGGUUCCAUUAUAACGAAUUUAUUACUUGGUGAAAGUCCAUUAAAAGAUUUUAUUCACCAUCAACAUCUUCUAUUAGCUACAGUCUGCUGGUAUUCUGUAUUUUACUUCCCAUUUGAUUUUAUUAAUUAUCUAUUACGAUUUAUACCUAUUCGUCUUGUUAUGGGUGUUGGAAAAGAAAUUCAACGAACAAAAAAAAUUUAUGAUGGUGUUCGUUUAACUUUAAUUUUAUAUCCUGAUAGUUAUAUUAUUGUUGUACUCAUUGGAGCUAUUAGAGAUCAUGCUGAUGGUGUACCAAUUCAUAUAUCAGCUGGCACAUCAGCUCUUGCCUAUAGUCUUGUAUUUGGUAAACGUCAAACACUUACGAAUGCGCAACAAAAUAAACCACAUAAUAUAAAUAAUUUAUUUAUUGGUACGCUAUUGACCUGUAUAUGUGUCUAUUUUGGACGAAAGGUUAAGAAACUUUUUCAAAUCGAUGAUGCUUUUGAUAUUUUUGCACAACAUGGAAUUGGAGGUUUUACUGGCUGUAUAUUAACAGGUAUAUUUGCACAAAAAUCUAUUCCAGAACUUGAUCUAGUUAGUAUUCGUGGUGGAUGGUUAGAUGGUUAUUGGAUGCAAGUUAUUUAUCAACUAGCUUUUGCGUCGGCUGGUUUUGUUUGGAGUUUUGUUGUUACUUUAAUUAUUUUAUUGGUUAUGAAUAAUAUUCCUGGUUUAUCAUUGCGUACAGCACUAAAAGAUGAAAUAGAAGGAAUUAAUUAUGAUCAAUUCAAUGAAUAUACACACGAUUAUAUUGAAUUACAACGAGAUCUUAAUCCGACAUUAUAUUCAAAACAAUCACCGGCCAAUAGACUAGUAAUAGAAAAAAGAACUGACCUCAUGCAUGUAACACAACAACAAAAUGAUACCAGACUUGGAAAACUUAAACCUAUUUCUGUGAUCACUAAUGCAUGGUGA
Molecule: messenger RNA, 1149 nt
Organism: Rotaria sp. Silwood1
Lineage: Eukaryota; Metazoa; Rotifera; Eurotatoria; Philodinida; Philodinidae
Source: the annotation of a GenBank genome assembly